This is a messenger RNA of Paecilomyces variotii, 3003 nucleotides long. RefSeq lists its product as hypothetical. The record is from RefSeq and is a predicted model, not a curated record. Bases 1 to 3003 code for a protein of 1000 amino acids. Gene Ontology annotation, cellular component: mitotic spindle pole body; SIN/MEN two-component GAP complex. The transcript has 2 exons. Gene Ontology annotation, biological process: regulation of Ras protein signal transduction; mitotic spindle orientation checkpoint signaling. Gene Ontology annotation, molecular function: GTPase activator activity. NCBI's taxonomy places the organism in Eukaryota, Fungi, Ascomycota, Eurotiomycetes, Eurotiales, Thermoascaceae.
AUGGAGGCGUCCACUCUACGACUGCACCACGCUGAAGAGGAGCUGAUUGAAUGUUGGGAUGACGAUGGUGACCUGCAGUGGACGGAUGACAUACAAUUCCCUGCUGCUUCGAGCGCGACAUCUGUGACAAGCUCGUCAGUACGCCGCUCUGGACACCGUGAUUCCAUCUCAUCUCGCCGUUCAGCCCGUUCCGAUCUCGACUCCAACGCUGGUGACGAGGAUUGGCAGGUUCUGCUGCAAGAUAAUGACGAAGCCGCCACAGAGGAAGCCAUUGCGUCCGCCAAAGAUGCCGGCAUUCCAAUUCCACCCAAUGUCCCCAAGUCUGCCUUACUUGGGGGCGCGAUCAAGAGGCUCGGCCGUAGGAAAGUGAAAAAGAGUGCUGUUGAAGACUGGUCUGAAGACUUGGAUCUAUCAGAGGUCAAUGGAGAGCUGGUAUUGAGGGAACAUGAGACACGCAUCUUUCCCGACAGUCUGCGUCAAAUUGGCUCCGCCGUUACAAGCCCGGUCAAAUGUCACUCUCCGAACAUUUUUGAUAUAACAUCAUCGCCGCACUCUAGACCGACUGUACCCAACCUAGCCGCUUUCAAAGACUCCGAUGAUCUCCUCGAUAUGGGCGAUAUCCCCACAAUCAAAGUCCCGAAGCCGAGAGCGGCCCAAAGGCAGACUGUGCUGAACAAUCAGAAUGUCACCGAAGACACGGAUGAUUUCGAUCAUGGCCUCGAGUUUCCGGAUGACGGGACGCCUCUGAGACUCUCGACACGGAAGGACACUCCAGGUUCUUCAAACCAUACUCCGGAUGAUUUCGACCUCGAGUGGGCGGAAGGAAGCAUUGGCGUCCGUUUUGCGGGAACUAUGAGGGACGGUCGAUCAAAUCGCAGUUCUUCGGCCUCUGCUCUUAGUCCCAGUGUUUCUAGUUGUUUAACUGCUGAGAGUGAUGAUGGCUUGGAUGGUUUGGUCCUUCCUGAUGGGCCCUUGAAUCUCGAGGAAUCCCUGAGGAAGCGGCAAGAGUCGCAGCCUCCACAGGAUAUCCCCGACACGCCCUCGAAGGUGCAGAGGACGGAUCAUGCUUCAGCCAAGGAGGAUUUCUUCGAUGAUCUUGAGAUAGGAGACGGCGAUGUGUUCAACCCGGGAAAACUCACUCUAAACCGGAAUAUCAGACGCAAGACAGAACGUCCAUCUAGCCCUGCUCGUCGCUCUGCAACUACGAUCACUUUCACAAACAAGCCCGUCUCCCCUAAAACCCGAAUUCCGCGCCUCUCCGGGCAUGGCCAUGAUCGUUCUCAUUCUACCCACCUUGAACCCGUCUCUGAAAGCGGUGCUCCCCUCCAGCAGUUUCGAAGGCCGCAGUCGAGAUUUGGAGGUCAUAUAUCUCACUCUUCCCUUCCUACGCUUCCUACAUCUUCUCAUACUUCGACGCCUUCGACCCCCGGCCGUCGCAAUUUCGUCUUUAACCCUUCAAGGGAUAUUGUCAAAAAUGAGCCGACUACUACUAGUGCUCAGCUCUUGAGAGCAAAGAGAUCCAUGCCGGCCAUGCGUACUGCGCCCGGGUCUGCGACAGGGCUGUCCUUCCAGCGCUCUCCGGGACGUCACGACGGAGCUCCUCGGCCAUCUUCGUUGACUCGGCCAAAAACCCCGGUCGAACGCAUGACGAAUGACUCGCGCUUGGUAUCUAACCGCAGAACACCUGCGCCAUUUCUUCCAGCGGGCGCAUCUCAUGAUCAAUCCCAUCAUGUUAGCGUCAAACCCCGUAACCUUCGACGUAAGGACUCGGAUAGUUCUACAGAUACUCAUUAUACCCAGCGGCCGACCUCUCGUCAUUCAACUUCUACGCGGUCAGAUACUCCCGGUCGUUCUUCGACCGAAUUAGCCCCUGAGACUCUAGCGGCAGCUGCUAAGCGCACUAUCACCCGGCCAACCAGGAGGCGAAACUUCGGUGACGGAACCGAGCUCGAGUCGUUCGAUGAUCUUCCAACGUCCGCAUCAGCUGAGAGCAAAUUCGUCAAACAACCUGUCGGGCGCGGUGCUCCUAAAUCUCUCCGUCUUAAAUCGAAUCAGUCACAGACUUCGUCGGGAAACCGAACAGAGCAUCCCUUCCCCCCAACCACUCCCGUAACUUCUUCCAGGCCACAGGACUCUACUCCACGGUUUGCACGCGACACUGCUGCCUCUAGAAAUGCCAGGGAACAGCGCAUAGCUUCAUUGAACAUGAGCCUGAGGGACCGUGAUGGCGGCCCUCUAGCUCCUGUCAGUGCAAAUUGGAAGGCUCAAGCCGGCACUCAUGGCUCUAGCUCUUCGUCGACAAUCAAGAGCAGAAGAGGAAAGUCGGGAGGUUUAAACAAGCCUCACUUGAUCAAGCCGCUGGGAGCGGGCGUGCAUGAGGCUAAGUCCCUCAAGGGAAUGCAGUACAACCCUUCUACGUUCCGCUGGGAAGGGAACGAGAAUGCUUUGGCUGGCUUUGAUGCAUUGGCGUCUCCUAAAUCACCAAAGACGGCGCCGGCUCUGAUAACGAAUGUAGGUGCAAUGCAAGGUGUGCAGGUCGUUGGGGGCAUGGUCUUUGAUCCUCGGCGGAUGUGCUGGCUCAAGCUCGCGGCGACACAGCCCGGCACCGAAGGAGUCGCUGUGGUCGAUGAGGAUGAAGAUCCAUUUGCAGGUCUAGAGGAUCUUAAAGACAAUGUGUCGAAAUCACGUGGGCCCCAGGCAACGAAGACGUACGACUCGAACGAAGGCGAUGGCGCGGCAAGCGGUGAUGAUAGGAGCGGUGGUGAUUCUUCGGACGAAUGGCCGAUGACCGAAGAGUUCGACGUCGGACCAGAGUUUAUCAAACGACAAAGGGCGGAGGAAGAAAAAUGGAGGCGCAAAGUUGAUAAAUGGGUCAAUGCUGACCGUGGAAAGCUCGGCGACAGUUGGAGAUGGGCUAUUCGCAGCUUGGUCAGGACUGAUGCUGGGCAUUUCGACGCGGAGCCGAUUGAGACCGCAGAUAAUGGCAAUCGAUUCUUGCCCUGA